This is a messenger RNA of Candidozyma haemuli, 987 nucleotides long. It is a transcript of the gene MTG1, whose product is annotated as putative GTPase. Lineage: Eukaryota; Fungi; Ascomycota; Pichiomycetes; Serinales; Metschnikowiaceae. Gene Ontology annotation, molecular function: GTP binding; GTPase activity. Gene Ontology annotation, cellular component: mitochondrion. The record is from RefSeq and is a predicted model, not a curated record. Bases 1 to 987 code for a protein of 328 amino acids. The transcript is spliced from 3 exons.
AUGUCCUUUGUUCCCAGGAGAUUUUUUCCUGAUUAUAGGCUACCGCUUUCCAACUUUAAAGGUCAUCAUCAGAAAGCCCUCACACGAUUCAGCUACUUGGCUCCACAAGUAGAUCUUGUGCUAGAAGUAAGAGACUCCAGAGCCCCCAUCUCCACUACAAAUGUGCUUUUUGAUAAAGUGCUAGCGAAGAAAGAAAAGAUCGUGUUGUAUUCUAAGAAAGAUCUUUCUGUCCUUAAACCAAAUCUUCAGAAGAAAUGGCACGGAAACGAAAAGUUUCUCUUCAUCGAUGCAAGAAGUAACAGAGAUGCAAAAUCCAUUCUCAAGCUUCUAAAAGAAAAGUAUGACAAUAUGUACCCUCCUCCUCCUCUUGGAUUGCGUACAAUGAUUAUUGGAAUGCCUAAUGUGGGUAAGUCAACCUUGGUAAAUACCCUACGGUCCACAGGUUACGAGUCACAGCUUCCAAAGGGUGUUUCUACUAAAAGAAGAAGUGAGGUUAUUCGCUUAAGUCAGGACCCUGAUAUUCUUGUCUACGAUACCCCAGGUGUAUUUUUACCUACAGUGAAGGAUAGUGAAACUAUGCUUUCCUUGGCUCUUGUGGGGUGCGUUCACAACUCAUUCGUUGAUCCUAUAAUUUUGGCAGACUACCUUUUAUUUGUGCUCAACUUGCAGAAACCCAACGGCAAAUUAUACAAAACUUACAUCGACCAUCCCACUAAUGAUAUCCACGAGUUGCUCUAUAACAUUGCGCUGAAAAGAGGCAAGCUCAGGCCAGAUGGCGGUUACGACGAAGUGGGCAUGGCAAACUUUUGGGUAGACUCUUGGAGACAAGCAAGAGAUGGACGGUUCAAGGGUCUCUUUGACAAAGAAGCGAUCCUCGAAAUUGAGGCUUCUGAAAUGCGGGAGAUAAUGAACGAGGAAAGAAGCCGAGUUCAAGAGACAGGCGUAUACAGCAGACUUGAAGAGAACAGCGAAAGACAGAGAGUAUGA